GUUGAAACUAUUUUCUGUAUCAAAGCCAGUUCAGUCAUUUCCAUUUCAGCCUUCGAGUAAGACAGUAGACCUCGCAAUGAGUAAUCAUACCAAUAUUUUAGAGAACAAAGUGAUCAAUUUUGGUGCCGGACCAGGCAAACUGCCGGAACAGGUAUUAAUACAAGUACAACAAGAAUUGCUCGCCUAUGGUAAUACUCAAAUUAGUAUUUUGGAAUUGAGUCACAGAUCAGCUGAGUUCAAAAGCGUUAUUGAAAAUGCACAAGCAACGUUGCGAGAAAUACUACAUGUACCUGAUAAUUAUAAAAUUUUGUUUAUGCAAGGAGGUGGAACAGGAAUAUUUGCCGCUGUUCCUUUAAAUAUGAUGACAACUGAUACCGCAGACUACUUAGUAACUGGCACGUGGUCGGCCAAAGCAGCGAAAGAAGCGGCCAAGUAUGGCAAAGUAAAUUUGGUCUUGCCACAAACUACGAAAUACACGGAAGUUCCUGACCCAUCUACUUGGAAUCUGAAUCCCAAUGCGUCUUAUGUUUACUAUUGUGCAAAUGAAACAAUUCACGGAAUCGAGUUUAAUUAUAUCCCUGAAACGAACGGAGUACCACUGGUCGUUGAUAUGUCAUCGAAUAUACUUACAAGACCUUUCGACGUUUCGAAAUUUGCUGUAAUAUUUGCUGGUGCGCAGAAAAAUAUCGGUCCGGCUGGUGUGACUCUCGUGAUAGUGAGAGAUGAUGUUCUCGGUCAUGCCUCGAAGUUCUGUCCAAUAAUGUUCGAUUUCACUGUUUUGGCAGCUGAUAAUUCUAUACACAAUACACCACCGGUAUUUCAAAUAUACGUAGUUGGGCUAGUUUUCAAAUGGAUCAAAGAACACGGUAGUGUUGAGGGGAUGGAGAAACUGGCAAUUGCAAAGAGUCAAAAGAUAUACGACAUGAUCAACAAAUCAAAUGGUUUCUAUUCAUGUCCAGUUAAAUCCGAUGUAAGGAGUAGAAUGAAUGUGCCAUUUAGGAUAGGCAAAAACGAUGAACAAUUAGAAAAAGAGUUUCUAUCCGGUGCGAGUGCACGCGGAAUGCUUCAAUUGAAAGGUCACAGAUCAGUAGGUGGAAUUCGAGCGUCUAUGUAUAACGCUGUUACCGUGGAGGAAGUAGAAGCAUUGGCAAAAUAUAUGAUGUGGUUCUAUGACAAAUAUAAUAAAAAUUAGGAAAUU
Bombus pascuorum is the source of this 1198-nucleotide messenger RNA. Its product is annotated as probable phosphoserine aminotransferase. The record is from RefSeq and is a predicted model, not a curated record. The coding region runs from base 77 to 1192 and encodes 371 amino acids. Gene Ontology annotation, molecular function: O-phospho-L-serine:2-oxoglutarate transaminase activity; pyridoxal phosphate binding. Gene Ontology annotation, cellular component: cytoplasm. NCBI's taxonomy places the organism in Eukaryota, Metazoa, Arthropoda, Insecta, Hymenoptera, Apidae. Gene Ontology annotation, biological process: L-serine biosynthetic process. The transcript is spliced from 8 exons.